AUGUGCACGAAAGCUUCAACCCUAACCGUUUUAUUUCAUGACACCUCUCUGCUCCACCCAUGGUUGUCAACCUGCGUGCUUCAAGGUGAGACCCCGGCCUCCAAGGCCCUAACGGCGUCACCAGAGACCGUCGAGGUUCCGGAGUCUCUGGUUUUGGCUGUCCGUGCCGCCAUUCGCAGUGGGGCGAGCAUUCACCCGAAGAAAAUGAUGGACUGGGACGAGAAUGCCUACCUCGCCAGUCGCGUUUUGGAGGUGAUCGUGGAUGAAGACCGCGCGUCAGGGGCCGGCGCCACCACCGCCGGCCGAAGGAAGAGCAAGCAUUGCGUUCCCCGGGCGGUGGAGCUGAUGGUCGCCGAGCGCUUCAGGGAGCGCCUUGCCGCGAGCAGGACGCAGUUGUCUAGGACGGAGCUCGACAAUAAGGAGACGGGUAACAAGCGGUCGGUAUACUUUAAGCUAUGGAAGGACUUCAAGGACACGGACGUGGAGGGGUUUGGAUCCCGUCGAGAGGGAGAUGUUGUUGCGAAGUGA
Molecule: messenger RNA, 528 nt
Organism: Ectocarpus sp. CCAP 1310/34
Lineage: Eukaryota; Phaeophyceae; Ectocarpales; Ectocarpaceae
Source: the annotation of a GenBank genome assembly